Messenger RNA from Triticum turgidum subsp. durum (durum wheat), 1110 nucleotides. NCBI's taxonomy places the organism in Eukaryota, Viridiplantae, Streptophyta, Magnoliopsida, Poales, Poaceae. The record is from the annotation of a GenBank genome assembly.
AUGGCGGCUCACGCAGACACCAUUGAAGUUCCCACGGACGCUGAGCUGCUGCAGGCACAGGCAGACCUGUGGCGUCACAGCCUCUAUUACCUCACCUCAAUGGCGCUCCGGUGUGUCGUCGACCUUGAGAUCCCGACGGCCAUCCACCGCCUUGGUGGGGUCGCCUCGCUGCCCGACCUGAUGACCGCACUGUCCCUUCCCUCGGUUAAGAUGCCAUUUCUUGGCCGGGUCAUGCGCGUGCUCGUCAACUCGGGCGUCUUCGCAGCCGACAACGAGUCCGAGCCCGGCAUGGAGCUCUACCGCCUCACCCCGCUGUCCCGCGUUCUGGUGCACGGCGUCGUGGCGGAUGAGCACCAUAGCCAAAAGUAUUUCGUGCUUGGUGUCACCUCACCGCACUACACGGAGGCGGCGCUGGGGCUGGCAGACUGGUUCAAGAAGGACACCGAGCCACCGGUGCCGUCACCUUUCGAGGAGAAGUUCGGCGUGCCACUCUUGGAUGAGAAAACUGCCCUCCUUGACGAAGAGCUCGACGACGUUGUCAACCAAGGCGUAGCUGCCCAUGACAACCUGGGGAUUGCCACCAUACUCCGUGAGUGCGGUGACAUCUUCAAGGGGCUUGAGUCCCUCACUGACUGCUGCGGUGGCGAUGGUACGACGGCGAGGGCCCUCGUCAAGGCUUACCCUCACAUUAAGUGCACUGUUCUAGACCUUCCGAAGGUGAUUGACAAAGCCCCAGCCGAUGGUGUCAUCAACUAUGUUGCGGGUGACCUGUUCCACACCGUCCCACCAUCUCAAGCCGUGAUGCUCAAGCUUGUGCUACACUUUUGGAGCGAUGAGGACUGUGUGAAAAUCCUAGCCCAGUGCAGAAAGGCUAUUCCUCCACGUGAGGAGGGAGGAAAGGUGAUAAUCAUAGAGAUUGUGGUUGGACCUUCCUUAGGGCCAGUAAUGUUUGAAGCCCAACUUUUGAUGGAUAUGCUCAUGAUGGUAAACACGAGGGGUGGCCAACGUGAUGAAAAACACUGGUCCGAGCUAUUCAAGAAAGCCGGAUUCACGGACUACAAAAUUGUGAAGAAAUUGGGAGCUCGAUCCGUCAUCGAGGUCUACCCAUAA